Eriocheir sinensis (Chinese mitten crab) is the source of this 2901-nucleotide messenger RNA. RefSeq lists its product as uncharacterized. Bases 417 to 2312 code for a protein of 631 amino acids. The transcript has 2 exons. Lineage: Eukaryota; Metazoa; Arthropoda; Malacostraca; Decapoda; Varunidae. The record is from RefSeq and is a predicted model, not a curated record.
UCCAUAAAGCGGGUGCCACACACUGCCACCGAGCAGAGCAAAGGUGUACUCGAUUUAGUCAUGAGUCGCGAUACUUCUUCAACUUUCUACGAGUUACUGCAAGGCGGGGGCAGGAGCUGUGGCAGGGAGGCAGAGUGCCUGAAGAUUGGGGGUCAGGCUGAGUGCAUGACGGAAGACGGCGGGUGAUGCCUCCUUCAACUGCCUACUAACGUAAUGUUUCCUCUGUGUACGUGCUGCUGCUGCUGCUGCUUAGUGCCUCGGCCACCCGUCGGACGUCAUACACAUUCUCAGUUCCUGCCCAGGCAUAAUAUUAUUGUCUCCGCUGCCGUCGUCCUGCGCCAGGCCAGCCACCUCACUCAAGCUGUCUCUUCACCUCACUAUCACCAUCCCCAAACCGAUGGUUGUCACUCCUUGAAAUGGCGAGGAGAGGAGGAUCACUCCCACUGCAGGCUCUGGCGAUGGAUGAAACUUGCAGAAUAACCCUCAACGCCAUUAAUAACGUAUUGCUGCAAGACAAAUUGUGUCACAGAAAACUGUCCAGUGAGUGUAGAAGAAAACGGAGUUAUUCUUGCAGUGAUGAUACGCAAGUGAAUCUCCCCGAACACAAGAAACCUCGGACGGCUGAGGACCAAGACGUCAGCGGCCCCAGCACCCGAGGAAAGAGAGCGAGGGAGCCAGAGCACGACGAUGAUGACAUUGCACACCGGAAGAGGCGAAAAGAGAAUGACGGGCCUUCCUUGAGGAGUGCCACUCUGCUGCCUAACCCUGUGCCCAGGCAGCUGCAGGGCACCAGAGACGAUGAAGGCGUUCGCUACCGCGUGUCGGGUUCUGAGAAGCUCGAGGCCAUGAAGCACUACUUAUCCGGUCUCACGCCGUCGAUGUGGACUGCCUACGGGAGUUCCCUGCUAGACAGAGCUAUAAGAAAGGUCAGAUUCGAGCACGUGGACGAUAAAUUCCUCGGAAAAAUAAUCGAGCAUAUAUUUAGUGAGAAGUUGCUGUCCUUUUCAACAGUGUCCGUCGAAAACUACUCAACCGGCUUGGAAGCUACGCUUUUUGAUAAGCUAAAAAAGUGUAUACGACUGGUGGUGCUGGAGGUGACUGUAGUCCCGCAGGGCGAGAGGGACGUCGUGGCCGCCUCCAUCGCCCUGCAGCGGCUGAGGCACCUCCACUCCCUCUCCCUCCUGCCGUCCUCCCGCUACUCCUACCACUGGGCCGUCAGUCACGUGGCCCGCCACUGCCAGGCGCUACGAGAACUGAAAAUAGUCUACGACGGAGACCUUUUCGACAGUGUGAAUGAGUUGACAAGUCUACAGAAUUGCAGCAAAAUGACCUCCCUUUGGCUCUUUAACUUUGGGCGCAAAACUGAGACGAAGGAGUUGACCCGACUCAUGAACUCAUUAGAAAAGCUUAAAGUUCUAUUUCACAAAGAGUUACCCAAUGCUAUCAUGGAGCUGCAUGGUGCGAGGAGUACAGGCGAGCAGGCCUCGGAGCCAAGGGUUGAAAGGCAGCUGGCGCUAGAACGGGUGGACCUGUGCUGGUACCAGAGGGCCGUGGGCUACCAGCUGGUGUACGUGCCGUCUUCUUACCUGCUACAAGUUGCCAAAGUGUGUCCUCGGAUCAGAGUCCUCAACUUGGUGAGUCCCCCGUGUCUUGCCAAAGUGGUCAAGAACCUGCCGCAGCUUCACGUGCUGGUGCUGCAGCAGGCCAGCCUCACGUCCUGCCUCGCCUGCACCCUCAAUAACCUCGGCCUCAGCAGAGUUACGGAGAUACGAGCGACAGACGUGUGUGACGUGACGCACGACAUCAUCUCGGCGCUGGCCCGCGGCUGUCCUCACCUGCAGGUUUUGAAUAUCAUCAACUCCAGCUUGAAAGCAAGAGGAGACCUGGAGACCCCGCCUCACCGCCAUCCAUUCCCUUGCCUCCGUCAGCUUACUCUGGUGCCCGUCAUGAUCCACGGGCGCCCCUCCCUCACAAAUCCCUCCAUCUGGCAGCUCGGCGCUCAGCUGACGUCCUACCUCCUUGGCGGCGCCUCUCAGCUGACUGCCAUCCACCUACACUACAAGCCGGAGGACAUCCUCGACGGUGACCUGCCCACCGCACACUUCUUGGAGGCUGUCUUCAGCUGCCAUCGACCUGCCCUUCGCUCGCUCCUCCUGGAGUGGCCGCCGGCCGUCUCUCCCGGGCUGGUUGGGGCCGUUGUGCGGGCCUGCCCUGCCCUCGCCACGCUGGCCUCCAUCCUCACCUGGCCACUCACGUCACACCAGCGCGCCGCCAUCGUGACACAGCACGGACGUCACAUUGACAUCACGUGACAACUUCGGGGAUUUGUAUUCACUGGACUGCGUUCCGCUCCCCCCCCCCCCCCCCAACACACACACACCUUAAGAGUCGCUGCGACUGUAACGUGCUCGCAGGACUCUAAGGCUCUGGGUAUGGAAAAUAUGACUGUGAUGCCGCUGUUUGUGAUAAUAUAACUAAUGAACCACAGGGCGUUGUUUAUCUCCCAGUGUUCUGUAAGCACUUCGACGUUUCCUCACGCGGGCUGGGAUGGGAAUUUUCAGAGGCAACGGUCCACCCACACUGCAAGUCUAUCUGUAAACCAUGCAGUUCUUAACUAUUCUAAAAUGACGGACCUUUCUGAAAAGUGAAAACCCUGUGAAGGCUGCGGAGUCCUCGCCCUGGCCUCCAACAUUUGGAAGCUAUUCUGUAAGUCGCAGGCUGAUGUCGACUCUCCUGCAUUUUACGUGGCAAUAGUAUACCACUUUACUAGACAUAUUAACUAAUCUUAAUUAAGCUACAUAUCAUGUUCGUAACACUUUAUAUUUUGCAGUCAGGAACUGAUGGAAAUAUUUUUCUAUGCGCCAGGUUUAAGGGGCCCUUGAAACCCAUCCAUUUACCUCU